Molecule: messenger RNA, 1264 nt
Organism: Boeremia exigua
Lineage: Eukaryota; Fungi; Ascomycota; Dothideomycetes; Pleosporales; Didymellaceae
Product: thiamine pyrophosphokinase-like protein 1
Exons: 2
Coding region: 271-1059 (262 amino acids)
Biological process (GO): thiamine diphosphate biosynthetic process; thiamine metabolic process
Molecular function (GO): thiamine binding; thiamine diphosphokinase activity; ATP binding
Source: RefSeq, a predicted model, not a curated record
CUCGAGUCACGCACCUGCGAGCGCGCCUCAUAGUGUGAGAAGAGUGAAGAAGUAUCUUCCAGACGACCUUCAAGAUUAGCGAAUGCCAGAGAGUGGGAGUGUGGAGGUUCAAGUUGGUCUUUUGCCUUCUAGCGCCUAUGGUGGCGCGUCUCGCCUAAUCGCGCCAGAGUUCAACGUGCCUUCCGUCCACGUGCGUUAUCAUCACUUUCUCCACUGACCAGGACUUUUGAAUCACAUCCUCAUUAGACUGUGUGUUUGUGUUUUGCAGAUAUGAAUGCACCUGAAAUUAGCCGGUUGGAUCCCACCAUUUUCUUGGCCAAUGGCGAUCAUCCUGAAAAAUCCGCCAAUCCGCCCGAUCUGCUCAUUCUGAACCAGCCUAUCACCGAUUUUGCUACGUUCUCGCGCUUAUGGAGACACAGCAGCUAUCGCAUUUGUGCAGAUGGUGGUGCGAAUAGGCUCCAUGACAUGUUCAAAGGCGAUCUUGAGGGUCAAAGAGACCAAUAUCUUCCAAGUAUAAUUCAUGGCGAUCUUGACUCUUUGCGCGACGAUGUGCGCGCGUACUAUGAAUCGCACGACGUUGAGGUACUCAGAGAUGGUGACCAGUACAGCACAGACUUCGGUAAGACAAUGUCCAAGAUCUCUGCAAGAGACAAUGCAUCGUCGCAGAAAGACGUGUUGAUUCUUGGUACACUGGCGGGUCGGGUAGACCAAGGCCUUGGACUCCUGCACGAAAUGACAAGGGAAGAGACCAAGCACCCGAACUUGCGCCUGUGGCUCUUUUCUGAAUCAAGUCUUUCAAUCAUUCUCAGAAGCAAAAGGACGGUCGUGUGCAAUCUCUUGUCCAGCGGGCUGUUCACAGAAAAUCUUGGGCUUGUUCCUGUCUACGGCCCAGCGAUCAUCAGCACAACUGGACUCGAAUGGGAUGUCAAGGACUGGUUCACACAGAUAGGUGGCCAGGUCAGUACAAGCAACCACGUGAAGGCUGAUGAGGUGCAAGUCGAGACAGAUGGGCCAAUACUUUUCACGGUUGAACGAGCACCACUAGAACAAACGUCGUAAGGACAGGCACCGCUCGUGUUGAUGCCUCGCACAAGAUUGCACGUCACAGGGAUUCCUCCUCGCCUGAAAACACGGCAAAUGCGCCGUGACACGCGAUAGGCAGCUGAGAUGUUGUUCGGCGUUUAAUUCAAUCACGAGUUUCGAGACGGCCAUGUCGAUCAGAUGCGUUGUAAAUUGUUACACGCGCGUUUCUGUACGGACAGUC